AAGAAGACAAGGCGCCCGUGAUGCGACUUGAAAGCUCGCAAGUUGUCCGAACUAACGUGCGUGUUUGGACGCUUGUUAACGUCAUGGAAAGCAAGAAAGCCAUUUUGAGCGUCCCCGCUUAUGGUCACGUCAUCGCCAGCGAGAAGUGGAGAAAGUCGUCGCUUAUUCAAAACUUGAAAGGCGGAGGCGUGACCGUCCUGUUGGAGAGCGAGCCGGGCGUGGCCGACUUCCUCCUCCCCGACGACAGCCGCGUCCUCUACCUUUCCGAGCGUGACGUCGUCGCGGGCGCCGCCUACAAGCGGAAGCUGGUCCGCUUCAGGAAGGACCGCGGCAGCUUCCGGAGGCUGGUCCUGGUGGAGAACACGGGCCCGGUCCGGCGGGACUUCUGGGCCGUGCAGAAGUCGGCGGCGUUGGAGCUGGGCCUGACGCUGCUGCCGGUCGGCGGGCAGACGGAAGCCUCGCGGCUCCUCCUGCAAAUGGUUCACGCGGACGGCAAGGAGAACCCGUUGAGAAGGAGGAGCCGGUCCGGACCGCGGGACGCGCCGGUCUUGGCCGCGGUGCGGCGCGUUCCCGGGGUGGGCCGGGUCAAAGCGCCGGCCCUGUUGGAGCGCUUCUCCAGCAUCCGUCAGCUGUGCAACGCCACCGUCGCGGAGCUGGAAGCCGCGGUGGGCCGGGCCGCCGCGCUAAACAUCCACGCGUUCUUCCACGAGACGUGAUUGUCGGCGUUUUUCGGUGGCAAAAGGCGUAGUAAUUAUGGAUUUGAAGAACGGGGUCGGCACGGCAACCGAGCGGUCGGCCCAUCUGCCGUCGAAUCUCAGCUAUGAAAUUGCCGUAUUCUCCGAAUGCUUGAAAACCUCUCAGUACUUGGCACCAGUUCGUUCAUAAAAGAAGGAGACUAUUAAUGUACAGUUCUUUUUUUUGUUGUCACUUGUAUUUCAUGGACAAAUUGUUUUGUAUCCGCUUUGUCCAUGUUCGGCUAAGACUGCCCCCUUUCCUUUGAUUGGUUCCCUCCGUGUAGAAGACCCACUUGUGAGAGCACCCUUGUCUGUUAUGUCGACGCAGCUGGCUCGGGAGCGGAAAGGGAAGGCAGAGAUCUUCGCUCGUGACGUAGAUGAGCUCGAGAAAUUCGAAUGACCUGAUUUCAGGCCUUAGGAACUCAGGAAUGCGUGGAUGAUUUUAAUUCAUAUUUCACGUUUACUGAGGUACCAUAGACACAAUCUUACGUUCCUAAAUACUAGAAAAAGUUGGUUUGGCAAAAUAUGUCCCCUUUAAAUAAAAGACAGUUCGGCCACCGCCUGCGUGGAGUUUGCAUGUAUUUCCCGUGCCAACGUGGGUUUUCGCCACUGGAUGGGGUGCGGGGAACCAAAAAGAGAUCAUAAACGCUGAGCUGUGAAAGUGGGUUUGUGGCUCGACUAAAAACUGCCUCUGUCCUGCGAGAUGGUUUGACAUCCACACGUCUGGAUUUGACAGAUUUCAAUUCCGAUCCUUGUCAGAUGAACGUUUUGAAUGGUCGGUCACCUUAAAUGUACUGUACAUAUGCAAUCUCAACUAUCACUUAAAAUCAACAGGACUCUGAGAUAAGGCACUCAACCAUUCAGCCCCUUGUUGGAGAACAGGACGUGGACGUGUGCAUUCAAAAGCUUAGAGACGGUCGAAUUAAAUUCACUUGUAAAGGUUAUUGUACAUUUCAGGUUCAUCUUGGAAUUUCACCCAAGCCUGAAUAGCCCUAACUCUUUGUGAGUAGUGUUUCAAUUAGGGCAUAUACAGAAGUAGUAAGAUUAUCUUCGAUUUUGCCACCCACAAAGUGAUAAAAACUCGACUCCAAACAUUGCACAAAGGGGACGGGGAGGACACAUUGCGCAAGGCGUCUACUUUCUUGGGGUUGGGGAGGCGGUGCCGGGAUCGAUGGGAUAAAAUCAAUCGUCAGGGGUCGCGUCGUAUCUGCGCAUUUUAUUCGGCGGAGUCGAUCUGCAGUUGAUACAAGAAGGCCACGAUCGACAUGCGGUCUCAUCCACCUCAUUUGGUCAAAUGGGGUCCUAUGUACUGUAUGUGCUGUUUCCCAAGGGGUUUUGAGGUUACUUCUGGAUCCGGAUAAUCUUGCCUGGCUCUGUCGAAAAGUGAAUGUAUGUUUUUCAGGCUGCUAAGCAUUUGUAUGGUUCUAAAUCAUUUCAAGUAAGUGAUCUUGCUGCAUUCUGCUCAAUUAUACAGAUGAAAACCUUGGCUCUUCUUUUACUUGCCCUGUUAUCCAUUCGUCGCACUCCAUCCGUGAGGUCUGAGUUGUAAUCUGGGAUUCCCUACCUGGAUUGGGAACUGCUGCCUGUCAGUAGGUGGUUUGUUAAUCGGAUGGUAAUGAUUUAAUCCCUUUAUUAGUGUAAAAGAUACACACACGGUUCACUUCCAGCCUAAAAGCUACGUGCUCCUAGGCCACUCUAUUUAAACGUUGCUUCCUCUCUUCUUCACAGCUUCAGAAGGUUUAAAAUAAUCCCAAAAACAAAUGGGACCAAAAGUUACUUUCGCUUGACAAAUUGCAAAAGUGUAUGGAAAACAAAAUCAAAGCCAUAUUUUUGUUGUUGGCUAAAAACAAAUGGUCUUGAAUUAUCUGUAAUUUGUCCUGUUUCAUAAAAAACAAUUACGCACUUAAAUUAUAAUACGUUAUAGAAAAUAUAAAACACACACACACAAUGAUGUCGGUUGUAUAACUCGGUUAGAGUUUUCACAAUAUAGUCUAAAGAGUCUGUGUAAAGCAUUUGUUUACGACUUGUAAAUAAAGAUACCAGCAGACUUCUGUGUCACGCUUAUUUAUUACUUUGGCUUUUGAAUAUUAAGAGCUCCCUGAUAAUAACAAUAACAAACAUGUUGUUUGUUUGCUGGCUUGUAUACAGUUGUAAACAUAGUAAAACUGUUAAAAAAAAAAAAAAACACACGCGCACACAUUUGGCACACAAGGCUGAAAUGUAAUCGAAGGCCGUCACUGGGCUCGCCCGGUUAAAAAGAAGAAAGGCACUUGAGUAAGUGAGAACGAUGCAACACCGCUUCCCGUUGAUCAAACCUAUUCCACCUGCGUGAACGCCGCACCCUUUAAAUCCACUGUUAAUCUGUGAACUUGCGGUUGGGGUUGGCGCCAAAUAGGGACACUCUGAUUUCAGGCAUCAUCUGGAAGGAGGAAAAGCAGCAACAUGUAGCACAUUGUGAGGCCAAGAUGAAAUCGGAUAAAUAUAUGAGCAGCCACGUGAUUCAAUGCUCCCAUCCAGCUUUUCUUUUAAAUGUUUCUUAUCAAGAGCACAAUGCAGUCUUUUCUAUAUUAUAUUGGUUCUAGUGUUUUUUACUACAUUGCUGUAGUUCACUCCUCAUUUUGUAUUUGUUCAUUUUAGAUCAUUCUUUUCUUCCUGUACGGCGACCUUUGAGUGACAUGAAAUUAAAAAUAUGUUGAAAUGAUUUGUAUUAUUCUAAAAGCAUUGUAUUGUCUAUGGUUUUAACAUGUCACCCAAGCAUCAAAUAAAUUAAUUACCAAUGUGUAUUUAUAAAGCUUGUAUGCAGCAGUUGCACACAACAUUUGAUUAAAUUAGAAAAAUACAGAUAUCAAAGAGUACUUUGUACACUUUUGUAUCUACGUAUCAACAGAUUAAUAGUGAUCACUCACAGAUAAAAAUCUGUGUGAGGGUGUGCGCCACUGGAAUUGUGUGUAGUGUAGUGCCCGCUCCAGGCCAAAUACUGCUGAUGAAACACAUUGUUGUCUUUACCUGUUGCGCUAAAAGUUCAAGUCUGUUCUCCAAAGUGUUAGAAACUUUUAUCUUGCCGUUGUCAUUGUACACCUCCACUCCUCCGCAGCUGUGAAAACAAAACAAAAAAAGAAAUAAAGACUUUAUUAAAAAAAAAAAAAAAAAAAAAAGUAAGAAAUGUGUGUAAAUGUUAAUUGUACAUUGAAUUUGCUUACAUGCUUGACGGUAGAAAAUGGUCCAUGUCAAUUUGGACAGCGAUGUGUUUUUUCACAGCCGCUUUAAAGAUGGGGAUGU
Molecule: messenger RNA, 4013 nt
Organism: Phycodurus eques (leafy seadragon)
Lineage: Eukaryota; Metazoa; Chordata; Actinopteri; Syngnathiformes; Syngnathidae
Gene: faap24
Product: FA core complex associated protein 24
Exons: 4
Coding region: 21-716 (231 amino acids)
Biological process (GO): interstrand cross-link repair
Cellular component (GO): Fanconi anaemia nuclear complex
Molecular function (GO): chromatin binding
Source: RefSeq, a predicted model, not a curated record